Salvia splendens (bonfire salvia) is the source of this 2219-nucleotide messenger RNA. Its product is annotated as phosphoinositide phospholipase C 6. Gene Ontology annotation, cellular component: plasma membrane. Gene Ontology annotation, biological process: lipid metabolic process; release of sequestered calcium ion into cytosol; phosphatidylinositol-mediated signaling. The coding region runs from base 380 to 2140 and encodes 586 amino acids. The record is from RefSeq and is a predicted model, not a curated record. The transcript is spliced from 9 exons. Gene Ontology annotation, molecular function: phosphatidylinositol-4,5-bisphosphate phospholipase C activity. Lineage: Eukaryota; Viridiplantae; Streptophyta; Magnoliopsida; Lamiales; Lamiaceae.
CAAUCCAAUUCCAACAACUUUCUUCUUCCCAAAACCACAUUAUUCAUCCAUUUUUCAUCAUUUUCCCCAAUUUUUCGAUUUUUUUGGCGUAAAAAUUCCAUGAUUACAUGAUCAUUCCCACCACCUUCUUAAUCCCAAAACUAAUCACAUUAAUUUCAUCAAUCGAUCGAUCAAUCUGAUCAUCUCUCUCCACCUUUCUUAAUUUGAUUUUUUGUUUCGUUCAAACGAUUCAUGGCUACAUGAUUUCGAUCGACAAUGGCGCCGAGAAAAUUGAAUCCAAACGGAUAGAGAUCGCAGAGAUCAUGUAUGCAUAUAAAUGCACGCAGAGUUUCCGCGAUAAGAGAGGGAAGGAGAUAGUAAUUAGAGAGGGAAACGGUGGAUGCGAAUGGGGAGCUACAAUUAUUACAAGAUGUUCGGUUGCUUCAACCGGAAGUUCAAAAUCAGCGAGUCGGAGCCGCCGCCGGACGUGAAGGAGGCGUUCUGGCGGUACUCGGCGGGGGCACAGCAGAUGACGGCGGAGCAGCUGCUCAAGUUCAUGGUGCAGCACCAGGAGGAGUACAAUUGCACCGCCGUGGACGUGGCCGACAUUAUGCGGCACGUGUUCCACCGGCGCCACCACGAAUUGGAGAUGCCGAGCCUCAGUUUCACACUCGAGGACUUCUUCUACUUCCUCUUUCAAGAUGAUCUCAAUGGCCCUAUCAAUCCCCAGGUACACCAUGACAUGACUGCUCCGUUGCAUCAUUAUUUCAUAUAUACAGGUCACAAUUCCUACUUAACCGGGAACCAGUUGAGCAGUGACUGUAGUGAAAUCCCUAUCGCAAAAGCUCUUGAAAACGGUGUGAGGGGGAUUGAGCUUGAUUUAUGGCCCAAUUCUACCAAAGAUAGUGUGCAUGUGCUUCAUGGAAGAACGCUUACGGCUCCAGUUCCCCUCUUCAAAUGCUUCAAGUCUAUAAAAGAGCAUGCCUUUGUUAAGUCGCCGUAUCCUGUCAUAAUCACGUUAGAGGAUCAUCUCACUCCGAACCUCCAGGCUAGAGUGGCGGAGAUGGCGAUUCGAAUUUUUGGAGACUUGUUGUAUUGCCCCGAAUCAGGAUACACGGAGGACUUUCCUGCAGUUGAGUCCUUGAAGUAUAAGAUUAUACUCUCGACAAAGCCACCUAAGGAGUAUCUCGGUUCCAAUCAUAGCAAGGAAGGAGAAACCUCCUCACCAAAGUAUAAAGAUUUUUCUGAUGACGAGACUGAAGCUGAAUCCGAAGCUGAUGAUAAGCUAGAAAGCGACAGUGAUUAUGAGGAUUACGACAACUGUGGUAGAACAUCGGGCAAUGUGGCAGCACCGGAGUACAAACGUCUGAUUGCCAUUCAUGCUGGGAAUGCCAAGAAGAAGUGCUUGAGGCAGGUGCUGAGAGUCAGAAUUGACAGAGCUAGACGGCUUAGUUUAAGCGAGCAAGAGCUUGAGAGGGCUGCAUCCUUGUAUGCUAGCGAUGUCGUGAAGUUCACACAAAAGCACUUGUUAAGGGUGUUUCCUAAGGGCACGCGGGUAACUUCAUCAAAUUUUGGUCCAAUCAUCGCGUGGAUGCACGGAGCACAGAUGGUCGCGUUUAAUAUGCAGGGAUACGGAAAAGCUCUUUGGACGAUGCAUGGAUUUUUCCGGGCGAAUGGAGGCUGCGGUUAUUUCAAGAAACCACAUUUGCUUAUGAGCAAGAACUCAAACGGCGAUGUGUUUGAUCCCAAACUGCCAUGGCCUGUGAGGAUGACAUUAAAGGUGGUCGUGUACAUGGGAGAUGGGUGGCGUCUGGAUUUCAGCCACACGCAUUUUGAUACGUACUCACCACCGGACUUCUACACGAAGAUAUACAUCAUCGGUGUGCCACUAGAUGCCGCCAAGUGUAAAACGAGGAUAAUAGAAGACGACUGGGCGCCUUACUGGGAUCAAGAGUUCACUUUUCCAUUAAGAAUUCCUGAGCUAGCUCUCCUGCGAAUAGAAGUCCGCGAACAUGAUAGAUCGGACAAGGAUGAUUUCGGAGGGCAGGCGUGUUUACCGGUGUCGGAGUUGAGACCGGGCAUUCGAGCAGUUCCACUAUAUGACAGGAAGGGUCGGAAAUUCAAAUCUGUUAGGCUUCUUAUGCGGUUUAGGUUUGAAUGAAGUGUAUUUUUGUUCAAAUUUGUGUACAUGUAUUUUUGUAAAAUUUACUCAUUUUUUACUCUUUCUGAAUUUUGAUUCU